AUGAUCUUUCGGUCUGUUUUCAGCCGAAGGUUCAUACACAAUGUUGUUGGCAACAUGACAGCCCGAAAUGCGCCCGCGGACCCUUUGGUGGUCAUUCUGGGCUCGACUGGAACUGGAAAAUCAGAGCUUGCCAUAGAGCUUGCGACACGCUUCAAAGGCGAAAUUAUCAACGCAGAUGCUAUGCAGAUGUACAAAGGCCUGCCCAUUAUCACAAAUAAAAUCACCACGGAAGAGCGCCGCGGCAUACCCCACCACCUGCUCGACCAUAUAGGCCUCGAUCAGCCCACUUGGAUCAUUGAAGACUUCAAACGCGAAGCGAACAAGGUCAUCCGCGAAAUUCGAAGCAGGGGCAACUUGCCCAUCGUUGUGGGCGGCACGCACUACUAUACCAAUGCGCUGCUCUUUGAAAAUACCCUCGUGGGGGCGGAGGACGAAAAGGCAAGAGAUGGAGAGUUCAAGGACGAUCAGGAUGACGCCGCCUCGUUUCCAAUUCUCAACGAACCGACAGAGGUCAUACUGGCGAAGUUGAGGGAGGUCGACCCCGUCAUGGCGGACCGCUGGCAUCCCAAUGACAGGCGCAAGAUCUCGCGCUCGCUGCAGAUCUACCUGCAACACGGCCGUCCGGCUUCAGAGAUUUACGCCGAGCAGCGUCAGCGCAAAAUCGCCGACAGCAAAGCUUCCGAUUCCGGCAGCGCGAGCCCCUGGGAGACGCUACUCUUCUGGGUAUAUUCGGAUCCCGAGGUCCUGAAGGAACGUCUCGACAAGCGGGUGGACAAAAUGCUCACGGCUGGUCUCAGCGCCGAGACGCAGUCCAUGUAUGAGUACGUCCAAGCCAAGCAGGCUGCUGGCGAAGAGGUGGACUACACUCGUGGAAUCUGGCAGUCAAUCGGAUUCAAGGAGUUCGAGCCCUACCUCAGGGCUCUUAACAGCCCAGACCAGGCAGCCGACCCCACCAUUCUCGAAUCUCUCGAGGCUACAGGGCUCGAGGACAUGAAGACCUCGACACGGCAGUACGCAAAGUACCAGACGCGCUGGAUCCGUACCAAGAUCGUCCCGCUCCUUCAAGAGCAGCCGAGCGCCAUGGACCACCUCUUCGUCAUGGACAGCACCGACAUCUCCCAAUGGUCGUCUAACGUCAUAGAUACAGCCGUCGACAUUGCAGGACGCUUUCUCAAAGGUGAAAACUUGCCCAACCCGGAGGGAACCUCGGAGAGGGCCGGUAACGUGCUCCGGGAGGCCAAGGGGCAGACGGAGCGGACGCUGUGCCGGCGGACGUGCGAAAUCUGUAAGACGACGUGUGUGACGGAGCAGGACUGGACGAAACAUGUCAAGAGUAGGCGUCAUAACGUGCUGCUCAAGAAGACGAAGAGGAGGGCACUGGUAGCCGCUGAAAGGCCCAUGGCUGUCGUGCCAACACAGGCUGAUGGUGACGUUGCCGAAGUAGCACCAGCAGCAGAUAGAGCAUCGAGUCCUGAAGUGGAUGGACUCGGCAUAUUCGAUGCGCCGCCAUAA
Messenger RNA from Colletotrichum truncatum, 1512 nucleotides. RefSeq names its product tRNA isopentenyltransferase. The record is from RefSeq and is a predicted model, not a curated record. NCBI's taxonomy places the organism in Eukaryota, Fungi, Ascomycota, Sordariomycetes, Glomerellales, Glomerellaceae. Gene Ontology annotation, molecular function: tRNA dimethylallyltransferase activity; ATP binding. Gene Ontology annotation, cellular component: mitochondrion. Gene Ontology annotation, biological process: tRNA modification.